Messenger RNA from Schizophyllum commune H4-8, 5639 nucleotides. Its product is annotated as clathrin heavy chain. The transcript has 18 exons. The coding region runs from base 280 to 5316 and encodes 1678 amino acids. The record is from RefSeq and is a predicted model, not a curated record. Gene Ontology annotation, biological process: Golgi to endosome transport; intracellular protein transport; receptor-mediated endocytosis. Gene Ontology annotation, molecular function: structural molecule activity; clathrin light chain binding. Gene Ontology annotation, cellular component: actin cortical patch; clathrin coat of coated pit; clathrin coat of trans-Golgi network vesicle. Lineage: Eukaryota; Fungi; Basidiomycota; Agaricomycetes; Agaricales; Schizophyllaceae.
GUCACCGCUUUCGCGAAGAACGCGAUAACCGAGAACAUGCGUCUGCCUUGCCGCAGGACAUAGAAAGAGAUGGAUGGAUGAGAUGAACGAGAGAACCCCCCGUCUAAAACCGCCAUGUGGCAGCGCACUGCGUCGCCGGCGUCGCCAUGGAGGGCGUCGCCAACCAAUCCGUUCGCGGCGCGAGCCGGACCGUCGCCCGCGCCAAACUUGCACAAAUCGAGCUUCAGUACGCACCGCGCCUUCUCCCCUACCCCCACGGUCUCGCCUGCUGCUCCAGUCAUGGCAGCCGUAGACAUCUCCAAACCCAUCGCAUUCUGCGAGCACCUGCAGCUCAGCAGCCUCGGCAUUCAGCCGGGUGCAAUAUCAUUCCAGAACUUGACGCUGGAGUCCGACCACUUCAUUUGCGUGCGCAACGAGCAGAACCAGCUUGUCAUCAUCGACCUUACCGACCCCAACAAUGUCCUCCGCCGACCCAUAUCCGCCGACUCAGCUAUCAUGCACCCACACCAAAAGAUCCUCGCGUUGAAGGCCCAGCGUACGCUGCAGAUUUUCAACAUCGAGACGAAGCAAAAGGUCAAGUCGCAUGUUAGCAACGAGGACAUUGUAUUCUGGAAAUGGGUCUCCGACACGACUAUCGGCAUGGUCACCGAGACCUCCGUCUACCACUGGACAAUCGCCGACAGCACCUCCCCGCCUCAGAAGAUCUUCGACCGCCAUGCCACUCUCGUCGGCUCGCAGAUCAUCAACUACCGUGUCACGCCUGACGAGAAGUGGAUGGUGGUCGUCGGCAUCUCGGGCAACGCGUCGAACCCCUCUGCCUUCAAGAUCAAGGGCGCCAUGCAGCUCUACAACAAAGACCGUGGGGUCAGCCAGCCUAUUGAGGGUCAUGCUGCAGCAUUCGCAGAGAUGAAGCUCGACGGGCACCAGCAUCCCACCAAGUUGUUUACCUUCGCCGUUCGCACAGCCACGGGCGCCAAGUUGCAUAUCGUCGAGAUUGACCACCAAGCGCCCGACCCUCCGUUCACGAAGAAGGCCGUUGACGUCUACUUCCCUCCUGAAGCGACUAACGACUUCCCUGUGGCCAUGCAGGUGUCGAAGAAGCACGGCAUCGUCUAUCUCGUCACCAAGUUCGGCUUCAUUCAUCUCUACGACCUCGAGACCGGUGCCUGCAUAUACAUGAACCGCAUCUCUGGGGAGACCAUCUUCGUCACCGCAGAGCACGAGGUCACUAACGGCAUCAUCGGUGUUAACAAGAAGGGGCAGGUCCUCUCCGUCAAUGUCGACGAGCAGACGAUCGUUCCCUACAUCCUCACUACCCUCAACAACACCGAGCUCGCAUUUAAACUUGCCAGUCGUGCGAACUUGCCUGGUGCGGAUGACUUGUACAUUCAGCAGUACCAGCAGCUGUUUGCGAGUGGGCAGUAUGGCGAGGCGGCGAAGGUCGCAGCCAACUCGCCUCGUGGCAUUCUCCGGACGGCACAGGUCAUCGAGUCUUUCAAGCAGGCGCCCGCUCCCCCUGGCGGUCUCUCGCCCAUUCUCCAGUACUUCGGCGUGCUGCUCGAGAAGGGCGAGCUCAACCACUACGAGUCUCUUGAGCUCGCACGCCCCGUUCUCCAGCAGGGCCGCAAGCAGCUCCUCGAGAAGUGGUUGAAGGAGAACAAGCUCACCUGCAGCGAGGAGCUUGGUGACAUCGUCCGCCUGCACGAUAUGACGCUUGCCCUGAGCGUUUACCUGCGCGCGAACGUCCCGAAUAAGGUCAUCGCAUGCUUCGUCGAGACCGGCCAGAUCGACAAGAUCGUGCUAUACGCGAAGAAGGUCGGCUACACGCCAGACUACGUUGCGCUUCUGCAGCAUGUCAUGCGCGUUGACCCGCAGAAGGGCGCGGAAUUCGCCGCGACGCUGGUGAACGAUGAGACCGGGCCGCUGGUCGAUAUUGAGCGGGUCGUCGACAUCUUCAUGUCGCAGAACAUGAUCCAGCCGGCGACGUCGUUCUUGCUGGACGCGCUCAAGGACAACAAGCCGGAGCAGGGCCCGCUGCAGACGCGCCUGUUGGAGAUGAACUUGAUGCACGCGCCGCAGGUGGCGGAUGCGAUCCUCGGGAACGAGAUGUUCACCUACUUCGACCGCCCGCGGAUUGCGAACUUGUGCGAGAAGGCGGGCCUAUUGCAGCGGGCUUUGGAGUUGUACGAGGAUCUGGCGGAUAUCAAGCGUGUCAUUGUGCACUCGACCGCUUUCCCUGCUGAUUGGCUCGUCAACUUCUUCGCCAAGCUUACCACCGAGCAAUCGAUGGCCUGUUUGCAGGAGAUGCUCAAGGUCAACAUCCGCCAGAACCUGCAGGUCGUCAUCCAGAUUGCGACGAAGUACUCGGACAUCCUUGGUCCAGUCAAGCUCAUCGAGAUGUUUGAGAGCUUCAAGAGCUUCGAGGGUCUGUACUACUACCUCGGCUCCAUCGUCAACCUCAGCCAGGACCCGGAGGUACACUUCAAGUACAUCCAGGCUGCUACCCGCACCGGUCAGAUCCGCGAGGUCGAGCGUAUCUGCCGAGAGAGCAACUUCUACAACCCGGAGAAGGUCAAGAACUUCCUCAAGGAGGCCAAGCUCGCGGACCAGCUCCCGCUCAUCAUCGUCUGCGACCGCUUCGACUUCGUACACGACCUCGUUCUGUACCUCUACCAGAACGGACUUGUCAAGUUCAUCGAGGUGUACGUGCAGCGCGUCAACUCGGUGCGCACGCCGCAAGUCAUCGGUGGUCUCCUCGACGUCGACUGCGAUGAGACGACGAUCAAGGGCCUGUUGGCGUCGGUGACGGGCAACUUCCCGAUCGACGAGUUGGUACAGGAGGUGGAGCAGAGGAACCGGUUGAAGUUGAUUCUGCCGUGGUUGGAGGCAAAGGUGCAGGCUGGGAGCCAGGACCCGGCGGUAUACAACGCCAUUGCGAAGAUCUACAUCGACAGCAACAACAACCCGGAGCAGUUCCUCAAAGAGAACAACUUGUACGAGCCCUUGGUUGUCGGCAAGUUCUGCGAGAAGCGCGACCCGUACUUGGCGUACAUUGCGUAUGCUAAGGGCUUCUGCGACGAUGAGCUCAUCGCGAUCACGAACGAGAACUCGAUGUUCAAGCAGCAGGCGCGCUACCUCGUGAAGCGUCGCCAGCCUGAGCUUUGGGCGCAGGUCCUCGUUCCGGAUAACAUCUACCGCCGCCAGCUCAUCGACCAGGUCGUUGCCACGGCCAUCCCCGAGUGCACGGACCCGGACGAUGUCUCGGUCACUGUCAAGUCCUUCUUGCAGGCCGACCUUCCGAUCGAGCUCAUCGAGCUGCUCGAGAAGAUCGUUAUCGACCCCUCGCCGUUCAGUGACAACCGCAACCUGCAGAACCUGCUCCUGCUCACCGCCAUUCGCUCUGACAAGGGCAAGGUCGUUGGCUACAUCAACAAGCUCCAGAAUUACGACAUCAACGAGAUUGCGCGGAUCGCGACGGAGCACGGUUUGUUCGAGGAGGCGUUCACGAUCUACAAGAAGUACGAGCAGCACGCGCAGGCGAUGAAUGUGCUUGUUGAGCACAUUGUGUCGAUUGACCGUGGGCUGGACUACGCGAACAAGGUGCAGAAGCCGGAGGUGUGGAGUCGCUUGGCGAAGGCGCAGCUUGACGGCUUGCGCAUCAAGGACGCCAUCGACUCGUACAUCAAGGCCGAGGACCCGAGCAAUUAUGCGGAGGUCAUCGAGAUCGCCGGUCGCGCCGGGAAGCACGACGACCUCGUCCGCUUCCUCCAGAUGGCGCGCAAGCACCUGCGCGAGCCCAAGAUCGACACCGAGCUUGCGUAUGCCUACGCGAAGACGGACCGCCUGCACGACAUGGAAGACUUCUUGGGCAUGACGAACGUCGCGGAUAUCCUCGAGGUCGGCGAGAAGUGUUUCGAGGACGAGCUCUACGAGGCCGCGAAGCUCUUAUUCCAAAGCAUCUCGAACUGGGCACGGUUGGCGACGACACUUAUCUACCUCAAUGAGAACCAGGCUGCUGUCGAGAGCGCGCGGAAGGCUGGCAACACUCAGGUCUGGAAGCAGGUGCACGCCGCUUGUAUCGAGAAGGGCGAGUUCCGUCUGGCACAGAUUUGCGGUCUCAACAUCAUCGUGCACGCGGAGGAGCUCAGCGCGCUCGUCAAGAUGUACGAGUGGAGAGGGCACUUCGAUGAGAUCAUCAGCUUGCUUGAGGCUGGUCUCAGUCUUGAGCGUGCACAUAUGGGUAUCUUCACGGAGUUGGCGAUCCUACUCAGCAAGUACCGGCCGGCGAAGCUCAUGGAGCACCUGAAGCUCUUCGUGGCCCGUAUCAACAUCCCGAAAGUCAUCCGUGCCGCCGAAGAGGGUCACUUGUGGCCUGAGUUGGUGUUCUUGUACAUCAAGUACGAUGAGUUUGACAACGCAUCCUUGGCUAUGAUUGAGCGCUCUGCGGAUGCCUGGGAGCACAACAUGUUCAAGGAGACCAUCGUUCGCGUGGCAAACGUCGAGAUCUACUACAAGGCCCUCAACUUCUACCUCGCCGAGCAGCCGACGUUGCUGAACGACUUGCUCACCGUCUUGAUUCCUCGUAUUGACCACGCCCGCGUUGUCCGCUUCUUCAAGUCGGCAGACCACAUGCCGUUGAUCAAGCCAUACCUCAUCGCCGUGCAGCAUCUGAACAUCGAGGCCGUCAACGACGCGUACAACGACUUGUUGAUCGAGGAGGAGGACUACAAGACCCUCCGCGAUUCAGUGGACAGCUUCGACAACUUCGACUCCAUCAGCCUCGCCAAGCGGUUAGAAAACCACGACCUGCUCGAGUUUAGGAGAUUGGCCGCCCACUUGUACAAGAAAAACUCGCGCUGGGAAGAGUCCAUCUCGCUCUCAAAGCACGACAAGUUGUACAAGGAUGCGAUCGUCACUGCAUCUGUGUCCGCAUCGACGGAGGUCGCUGAGGAGCUCAUGUCGUACUUCGUGGACAUCGGGAACAAGGAGUGCUUCGCGGCGAUGCUGUUUGUGUGCUUCGACCUCAUUCGGGAGGAUGUCGUGGAGGAGCUCUCGUGGAGAUUCGGCCUUGCGGACUUCGAGAUGCCGUACAAGAUCCAGUUGAAGCGCACGAUGACGGAGAAGAUCAAGCAGCUCGAGAAGGAGGUGAAGGAGCGGGCGAAGAAGGAGGUGCAAAAGGAGCAGGCCGAGGCCGAGGCGCCUAUCAUCAACCCGGGUAGCACGCUGCUCCUGACGAACGGCUUCGCAGGGCAGGCGCCGCCACCGAUGAUGAACGGCGGUAUGCCACCGAUGAUGACUGGCUUCGGCGGGUACUAAGCGUGUGCUCCUCUCGGACGUUGGGUAGAUUUCGGUACUCGCUCUGUUUGAACGCAGCCGGGAAGAGGAACGGCUGGCCGAUGCGCUGUCCGGCUUUGUUUAGUGUUAUAUAUGUUACUAUGGUGGACAUUGUCAUUAAUCUCAUUCUCUCAAUUGUCUGGAUAGUCGUUGGAAAACCUGAGCUUGGGCGACCAAUCGCUGCGUCGAUGCAUGGACUUCAGUCGAGUAUCCUUUAUUUUCCGGGUCAGGUCAAUAUCCAGACAGACUUGAGGUGUUUGCAAGGAAGUAAGAUAUAGUCGUUGCGUAUCAUAGUUGCUUCCCAU